GCUCCAACGGCACGUCCUAUAUAAGGCCCCGCGAGCCCGCAUGCGCGUGGAGUCGGUUGGGCUUUCCCCCCCUGUUCGGGCGAAGAUGUCGCGGUAUGGCCGUUACGGUGGAGAAACCAAAGUAUAUGUUGGUAAUCUAGGAACUGGUGCUGGUAAAGGUGAACUUGAGAGAGCUUUCAGCUACUACGGACCAUUACGCACAGUGUGGAUUGCGCGAAAUCCUCCAGGAUUUGCAUUUGUUGAGUUUGAAGACCCAAGAGAUGCUGAAGAUGCAGUUCGUGGGCUAGAUGGAAAAGUGAUCUGUGGCUCUAGGGUUAGAGUGGAGUUAUCAACCGGUAUGCCACGCAGGUCUCGCUAUGAUAGACCCCCAGCACGCCGGCCAUUUGAUCCUAAUGAUAGAUGUUAUGAGUGUGGCGAGAAAGGUCAUUAUGCUUAUGACUGUCAUCGCUACAGUCGUCGGAGAAGAAGCAGGUCACGGUCUCGAUCUCAUUCAAGGUCCAGAGGAAGGAGAUAUUCUCGCUCACGUAGCCGAAGUCGUGGCCGGAGAUCCAGGUCUGUCUCUGCUCGGAGAUCCAGAUCACUCUCCCCUCGGAGAUCCAGAUCUGUCUCGCCACGCAGAUCCCGUUCAGGAUCUUUAAAAAGAUCAAGGUCUCGGUCAAGGUCAAGAUCCAGGUCCAGGUCCGUUUCACGACCCAGAAGCAGCCGUUCCAAAUCAAGAUCACCAUCUUUAAAGAGAAGUUUUGAUAUGAGCCAUUUAUAUCCAUUCUCCAUUAACUCGGGUCGUUCGCCAUCAGGAAGCCCUCGAAGGAGUGUGAGUCCUGAAAGACUGGAUUAGAAUUGCAAAGAACAUGAUAGGAAGAAUUUUGUUUACGUUAUUUUAAGGGAUUUCUUUGUUAUUGACAAAUGUAAGGAUUUAGUUGAUUGAAAACCUUUUCUAGGGCUAACGCAGCAAGGAUCUUGAUCUUCUAGUAAAAUCUGUAAAAGCUGCUACAUUAGACUAGUGCACAAUUUCUGUAUGUAAUAACAUCCUGUGAUCUGAAAAGUGGGUCUUUUUAUGGGCACAUGAAAUAAAAUGUGUGUUUCUAACUUUGCUGUAAUGCUAUUUGCUUCUGUUAAUAUUUCAAGUGCAUGUUAAAAGCAGAUUACAGAUAAUUUAGAGUUGUACACAAAUACUGUGCAAGGGUAUUGGCUAAAAAUACCCAGGCGGGCAUCAAGCUUAAGUGUGACAUUUAAUUUGGUGCUUCAGGCUUUCUGGGGUGUUAUGACUUGCAAGGGUAUUUUUAAGGAAGCUGCUUGUCCAUCUGAUUCUGUAAUGGUAUUUACACAAGUGUUGGAGUUUGACCUGUUAACUUGUAAAAUCAAGUUGGCUUGCUUAGCAGAAUACUCUUAUGACAUAUCACCACAGGAACAAUUAUCUUAAAUGAGGCACCCAUAAGUUUUAUUCAAAUUGCCAUUUUGUUGGAGUUCCAUCUGGGAUACCAAGAAAGUAGUGUAAGCAACGGGCUUUUCCCAAGGUAUUUUGGAUACAAGGUAACAGUGAAUUCAAAGCAGAAUCUGAUCUUGUGAAAGUAGUUUCUAUCUCCCUGGUUCACUUACUCUUUCUCCCUUAAUGAAAACAGGAUGCUAGCUUGAAGACUGUAUCUUCACUGACAGCUUAAAUUGCAUCUUAGCAGCUCCCUUAGCAGGGCAAAAUUUAGCUAUAAUUGAGCUGUAUCACAAUGGCAAACAGAAAUGCUGAAAUCAAACAUACACCUUUAUCAAAGAUAUGUCUCAUCUGGAAAUGCCUGCUGCUUAACUGCAAUUCCAGUAUUGUAGAAGUUAGCUUCUAAUCUAAAAUCUGUGGCUAAAUCUAACAUACUAAACCUAAGGUUGAACAGAGAGUAACAUCUGCUUAACUUCUAUGACAGAACACCUAGAUGGGACUUGAGUGACAAAGUAACUUCAGUUUUUGUUUUAAACUGUCUUGACAUGGCUAUAUUUAUGAUACUAAAUGAAUAUGCUGUUUCUGAUAAAUAAAAAUGCUUAACAUUUUCUAAUCAA
Zootoca vivipara (common lizard) is the source of this 2040-nucleotide messenger RNA. It is a transcript of the gene SRSF7, whose product is annotated as serine and arginine rich splicing factor 7. Lineage: Eukaryota; Metazoa; Chordata; Lepidosauria; Squamata; Lacertidae. Gene Ontology annotation, molecular function: zinc ion binding; RNA binding. The record is from RefSeq and is a predicted model, not a curated record.